This is a messenger RNA of Mercenaria mercenaria, 1377 nucleotides long. RefSeq names its product E3 ubiquitin-protein ligase TRIM71-like. The record is from RefSeq and is a predicted model, not a curated record. The transcript has 2 exons. Bases 1 to 1377 code for a protein of 458 amino acids. Lineage: Eukaryota; Metazoa; Mollusca; Bivalvia; Venerida; Veneridae.
AUGGCAGUAUCGGGUAGAAAGGGUGCCGAUUUUCAAAGUUCCAUAUCCAAAGGCUCAGCAGAGGACUUUGAUCAUAGAUGUGAACCAUGUCUGGCGAUUGGUCAGCAAAUAGAAUCUCAUGGAUUUUGUGUGGAUUGUCAAGAACACUUGUGUAAGAGCUGUUUUGCUUAUCAUCAAAGGUUAAAGGCGAACAAACAUCACCACCUGGUAAACAAAGAUAAUAUGGAUAAACAUGCUGUUAGCAAGGAGUCAGACGAAUGCACUGAGAAGUGUCAAGUGCACAAAAAGGAAGUGAUUAAAUUUUUCUGUCCAAAACAUGAAGCUCUCGGCUGCAACGAUUGUAUCGUCCUGAAUCACAGAGCAUGUGACAUUGACUAUAUACCUGAAAAAUGUGCAGGUAUUGGGGACAGUGCAGAAUUCAGAGAGUUACUAAGGGAACUUGAUCAAAAGAUAAAUGGAGCUGAUAAUAUUAUAAAGCAGGCUUCAAAUAGAGAAAAAGAAUUAGAUUAUUGCUGCGAUAAGCUACUCAAAGAAAUUACAAUGUUUCGGAAAGAGAUAAAUGAUCGCUUAGAUCAACUACAAAAGCAAAUCCAGAUAGAUGCUGACAAAAAGAAGUCCACAGAUAAACAAACAGUAAACAAGGUGCUUGAACAAUGUACAAACAUUUCUUCAGAUAUCAAACAACUACAGUCAAGACUACAAGAUUACAAAACCUCACAGCAGAAUGGACAACUUUACAUUACAAUGAAACAAGCUAAAUCCAAACUAAAGUCAGAGGAAAUUAAAGAGGCAGACAGAAGUUUAGAAAUGACAAACAUGCAAUACACAUUUGAGCAAAACCAAGACCUGGAAAACAUUCUUUCAAGACAAGAUGCAUUUGGAAAGCUCAAAGAGACAACACUUUCUUUAAAACCAUGGGACAUAGCAGUAAUGCCUCAGGACAAAAUUGCUGUGACAAUGUCAGACAAGAAAGAGAUCCUUAUAAUGACAACAGCAGGUAAACUCUCAACUGUUCGCAAGUUUCCAGUUGCAGGAGACUGUAGAGGUAUAGCCUAUCAUCGAGGUCAUCUCUAUACAGUUUGCAUAAAUCCGAAGUGUGUAUUUAUUACCGAUACACAAGGUAAAGUCCAGAACACAAUUUUACUGGAUAAUAAGAGAUUUGACCAUCCAAGCUACUUACUGCUGAGUAAGGAUCUGAGACAUAUCUGCAUCAAUAACUGGUAUGGCCACAGUGUCUUCAGUAUAACAUUGCAAGGUGAUAUAUCUGCUGAGUACAAAAACAAAAACUUUGACUGUCCAUUGGGAAUGAUGAUGCUAGACCAUGGAUCCUUGCUGGUGUGUUGCGUUGGCGGCAUACAUCGUAUCUCGGCUGAUUAG